UUUUCCAAUAAUAAUUUAUGAGUACCAAAAUUUUGACUGAGACAUUAAACAAACCGAUAACGGUUUCCCGGUUGGAUAGAGAAAUUAGAGAUUUGUUUGUUUAUUUUUUUCAUUCAUGGGUGAAUGUUGAAAACCUGCCGUAUCAUUCACUUAUAAUACUAGAGAAAUUUCUCUUAUUCGAUUCGAUUCUUCCAAAACUUUGAAUAACCGAUUUAAUUUAUUCAUAAUUUGAAAAAGUAAACAAAUAGCGCCCACCAUUUGGUUUUUGAAACCCUAAUUACUUUUUAUUUUUAUUUUUUCCUUUGCUGGGUCUUGUUUCUACACGCUACCAGUUACACGAUUUGACUCAGUUCAAGCUUUCAAGGUCCCAAAUACUUUCUUGUGGAUUUUGAGUUUCUGGGUAUUUUCCGAUUCUUAAAUCCAUUGCUUUAAUUUCCUCCAAAUUUCGUGGGUUUUUGAUUGCUUGAAGAUUGGUUAAUGAAUUUUGAUGGGCUGGAAAGUGCAUAAAUGUAAUACUUGGUGCGAUUUAGAAGCAAGUUUUGAGCUGUGAUUUUGUUGGGUUUUUGGGUAUUGUUAGAUUUUCUAUAAUUUGGUGGUGUUUUUGCAUAAUUUGUUGUUGAUUUGAGGUGUGUGAAAGUAUGUACAUAUUAAAUUGAGGGUUCAAUUUAGCUGUGUCAUUGAUACAACAAUGGGAUGUGUAAGUAGUAAGCCCAAGGCUGUUGAAGAUGGUGGUGGGAGUCCUAGGCAGAGAGUACCGAGUAAGAGACUGUCUCGAACGACGUCUUCGAGUAGAGAAGGAGGUCCCCAAAUGAUGAGCAGAAGUGAUAGUAGAACGUCUUUGAUUGAUAGAAAGGCAAACACUUCGAUUCGAUUAUGUGAGGACCGUUCUGAGAAGAGUAGAGUGAAACCGGAAGAUGUUUUGGUGCAUCAAUCAGAUAUUAGCGUAAUUCCUAAAGCUUGGGAAGGUGAGCAGGUUGCUGCUGGUUGGCCUACUUGGCUUGCUAUGGCUGCUGGUGAAGCUGUCUCGGGUUGGAUUCCUCGGCGUGCAGACUCUUUCGAGAGAUUGAACAAAAUUGGGGAGGGAACUUAUAGUAGUGUCUACAAGGCUCGGGAUCUUAUAAAUGGCAAGAUCGUUGCUUUAAAAAGAGUAAGAUUUGAUAAUCUCGAUCAGGAGAGUGUAAAGUUCAUGUCAAGAGAAAUCCUUAUACUACGUAGACUAGAUCACCCUAAUGUAAUUAAAUUGGAAGGCCUAAUUGCAUCUGCUACGUCUAGCAGCUUAUAUCUUAUAUUUGAGUACAUGGAACAUGACCUUACAGGAAUCGCAUCACUUCCAGGCCUGAAGUUUACAGAGCCACAGGUAAAAUGUUUUAUGCAGCAGCUUCUUUCUGGCCUUGAAUAUUGUCAUAGACAUGGUGUAUUGCAUCGUGACAUAAAGGGUUCAAAUCUGUUGAUUGAUGAUUGUGGCAUCUUGAAAAUUGCGGAUUUUGGGUUAGCAACUUUCUUCGAUCCUUCGAAGAACCUGCCAUUGACAAGUCGAGUGGUCACUUUAUGGUAUCGACCACCUGAACUUUUGCUUGGAGCAACUCAUUAUGGGGUUUCAGUAGAUUUGUGGAGUGCUGGUUGCAUUCUUGGAGAAUUAUAUACUGGAAAACCCAUUAUGCCUGGAAGGACAGAGGUUGAACAACUGCACAAGAUUUUCAAACUUUGUGGUUCUCCACCCGAGGAAUUUUGGGAAAAAUCAAAGUUACCCCAUUCAACAGCUUUCAAACCUCAAAGACCUUAUCGAAGACGUGUUGCUGAAAGAUUUCAAGACAUAUCUGCUCCUGCAUUGUCUCUUGUCGAGACUUUACUCUCUAUAGACCCUGCCUCUCGUGGAACUGCUGCUUUUGCUCUUGAGAGUGAGUUUUUUACGUCAAAGCCCCAUGCUUGCGAUCCUUCAACCUUGCCUAAAUAUCCCCCUAGCAAAGAGAUAGAUGCAAGAAGACGUGAGGAAGAAAUCAGAAGACGUCAUGCUUCAGGAGGUAGGCAUGAUAGGGUUGACCAAGGAAAGCAAAGCUCACAAGAAUCUAUUGCUACUGUAUCGGCCAAAGUUAAUGCGGACUUUGUUUCAUCAUUGCAGAAAAAGAAGAGUCAAUCCCAAUUAAAGCCUCAAAAUGAGUUAUGGCCUGUUCAAGUGGAUUUUUCAUCUGGUUCUCCAGGUAAUUCAGAAGCUGUCAAAGAAGUGAGUAAAGAAAUCUUUGAUCGCCUUCACCAGAGAGGUGUAUAUUCAGGUCCAUUAGCUCGUGUGGAUCGAUGGUCAAAUGGUGAGGGGAAAAUGAAUAAUCCUCCAUCAUUUUCAAGGCUACCCAAUGUAACAACAUCAUCUAGUUUGGUGCCGAGUAGGACUUCAGUUAUUGAUGAUAAUCGCCGAAGAUUUGGCCUUUUGAAAAAUAAAAAGGCAACUGAUGCAGCAGAAAGAUUUUCAGGGCCUAUUAAUGAUUUCGAGGGAGUAAGAAAUGAUGAUUGGUUGCCCUACUCUGGAAGUAUGAUGGGUUCUCAUCAGCUUGAAGAAAAUACACAUCCAAGGAGAGCGGCUUUGCAAAGUCUUGGACCUGACAGUGACAGAAUUCACUUAUCUGGCCCACUACUCCAUCCUUCAAAAGAUCUAGAUCAGAUGCUUAAAGAGCAUGAUCGUCGAUUUCAAGAGGCAGCUCGUCGUGCUCGUCAUGAUAAGUUAAAGCACAACAAAGUGCUGGCUAGGUGAUUCGAACAGAUGCUUAAAGAGCAUGAUUAGUGAUUUCAAGAGGCAGCUCGCCAUGAUAAGUUUAAGCGCAACAAAUUGCUGACUAGAUAAUCCGAUUAAUUAAUACUGAUACAGGUCAAGUUUCAUUCAACCUUCCAUGUAAAUACACAUAUCAUCAACUUGUUGGGUGGUGGUGAUGAAAUUUUAUAUCAAGCAAUACAUAUGUAUAUGUAAAUUUGGUUAUAUAAGGCUCAUUAGCUAAGUUAUGUUCGUUUAAUUUCAUGAGCUAUUAUUAGCAAAGCUACUUUUUUUUUUUUAUAACCUCACCCAACCUCUUUUUUCAUCCUUUGGAGUGUUUUGUUGUACCCUACCGUUAUGCUAUAUAUCCAAAAAGUUGGGAGUUAAUACGU
This is a messenger RNA of Chenopodium quinoa (quinoa), 3132 nucleotides long. Its product is annotated as probable serine/threonine-protein kinase At1g54610. Gene Ontology annotation, cellular component: cyclin-dependent protein kinase holoenzyme complex; nucleus. Lineage: Eukaryota; Viridiplantae; Streptophyta; Magnoliopsida; Caryophyllales; Amaranthaceae. Gene Ontology annotation, molecular function: RNA polymerase II CTD heptapeptide repeat kinase activity; ATP binding; cyclin-dependent protein serine/threonine kinase activity. Gene Ontology annotation, biological process: positive regulation of transcription elongation by RNA polymerase II; protein phosphorylation. The transcript is spliced from 8 exons. Bases 689 to 2743 code for a protein of 684 amino acids. The record is from RefSeq and is a predicted model, not a curated record.